UGAUUGACACAUCCAGAGAUGUAUGUGGUGGCCAAGGGAAUGGUCAGCAGGAGCUUUUCAACACAGAUGCACGAUAUCUUUUUUUUUUUUUUUUCCUUUUUCCCAAAACUGACACCAGUAACUUUCUGCUUCUCAAGACCGAUAUGCGCCUCUCAUUGACGACAUAGAGGUACUGCGCUCGGUCGGUACACAGUCCCGCCGCUGCCGCUGCCAUGACGACCGACAAGUAACAACAACUUAAACGGAACUGGAAUUCAUUUAUCGCUUCUCAUCUCGUGUGCUGAACAAAAUGGACGGGUCGGUACUCUUGCCGGUGGAGGCAGAAGCGUUUGUUGAAAGUCUGGAGAUACUUUCUCUCAAAGACGUGGGAUCGAAGAGGUGGUUCAGGCAGCACGAGCACAUUGAAAAGCUGAACAUGCAAGCAAUACUGAGUGCUUCUGCCACGCACGACGAGUUCAUCAAGGACAUCCUGGUGACUUCUGCAAAGAUUCCGGUCCUGGUCCAUGAGAUGAUCCUGACUGAAGUAUGGAAGCAAAAAAUAUUCCCCAUCUUAUGCCAGCUGCAGGAUUUCACUCCCAAGAACACCUUUCCUCUUUACAUGGUGAUCCACUAUGAAGCCACCAUCAUCAACCUGCUGGAGACCAUCAUGUUUCAUAAGGAUUCCUGCGAGGCAGCCGAUGACUCCAUUCUGGACUUGGUGGAUUACUGCCACCGCAAGCUCACCCUGCUGGCCGCCAACACCAGCAAAGACGGCGGCGUAACUCAGAAGACGCACAGCCAAGUGACGGCCGAGGCAGUUCUCUGUUCGAAAGAGGAGUUGCAGAAUCAGGCUGCCGAGCUGGAGUUUGACAUCUCGUUGAAGGCUCUGUCCGUGCUGCGCUACAUCACUGACCACACUGAAAGUAUCAGCACCAUGAACCGCAUGCUCUGCAUACACAACCUGCCUUGCCUGCUGGUGCGCCUGAUCGAGUGUUGCCCGUGGAGUCGCUGCAGAGCAGGUGAAAUGGAGAAGUACAUGAACGGAAAAUGGCAGAAGAUUCCAGUGGAAGACCAAGUGAAGAUGACAAAAGUGGACGGGCAGGUGUGGAUUUCGCUGUACAAUCUGCUGCUGAAGGAAGACAGCCAAAGGAAAUACGACUUCAACAGCUUCAAUAAGAGUCAGCUUCUGAAGCUGCGCAGUUUCCUGACCGAAGUGUUGGUAGAUCAGCUUCCAAACUUGGCGGAGCUCCAGCGCUUCCUGGCUCAUCUUGCCGUUACAGAGCCCGAACCUCCAAGGAAGGGACUUGUUUUAGAGCAGAUCCCUGAAAUGUGGGACCACAUUGUGAAGGAGAAUUCUGGCAAGUGGAAGGCGAUAGCCAAGUAUCAAGUCAAAGAAACGUUCAAUGCCUCUGAAAAGGACCUGAGGCGGCAAGCUCAGAGGCUGGCUCAGACGUACAAUCUGGAUGUGAUGGAGAGUCUAAUUCCAGAGAAGCCAAAGUGUGGAUGCUGUGGGAAAAAGGCUGCCAAGAGAUGCUCUCGUUGUCAAGGGGAGUGGUACUGUCACAGGGAAUGUCAGGUGAAGCAGUGGCCCAAACACAAGAAGGCCUGCCAGGUCAUGGUCGAGGCCAGCAAGAACAUCCAGACUGACCUGUGCAAUGACAACAACAAAGAAAGCUGAAGCACAUUAAAGCCCAGGCCUAAGAAGAGACCCCGUUUGAAAACCCAGUUCCUUUUUUAAAUUCCAUAAUUGAUACAAUAAACUACUUUCUCUGUCCUGGACACAUUUAGAGUUGUAUUACAGACAUUGUACAUGUACAUUUAUUUAAUUUAUUACAGUUACAGUAUCUAACAAAUAAGUGAACCUUUCACAUUUCAACAGCCAUUUUUGUUUCAGUAGGUCUUGUAAUUUUUUUUUGUUUUCUCCAAAGAGAGCCCGUUUUUUCUGAAAAACAUUCACCCCAAGUGGAGAAUCAUUUAUAAACAGUGCUAAUACUGGUCAAAUGCACAGCAUACAUGUA
Dunckerocampus dactyliophorus (ringed pipefish) is the source of this 1997-nucleotide messenger RNA. It is a transcript of the gene zmynd10, whose product is annotated as zinc finger, MYND-type containing 10. Gene Ontology annotation, biological process: motile cilium assembly; outer dynein arm assembly; inner dynein arm assembly. Bases 290 to 1657 code for a protein of 455 amino acids. Gene Ontology annotation, cellular component: centriolar satellite; cytoplasm. The record is from RefSeq and is a predicted model, not a curated record. NCBI's taxonomy places the organism in Eukaryota, Metazoa, Chordata, Actinopteri, Syngnathiformes, Syngnathidae. The transcript is spliced from 13 exons.